UCAGCAUUCAUCCCUGCAGAUAAACUCCAACAAAUACCAGAAAUCUCUGAGAAAAACAUCAAACUCCAAGAUGAUAUUGCUCUUCCUCCUGUUUGGUCUCUCUCUGGCUGCUGUGGUUCCUUCAGACAGACAGGAGAUGAAGCUCCAGCGGGGCGGCUGCCCCCCGUUCUGGUUCAGCUUCAACGGCCGCUGCUACAAGUACGUCUCCACUUUGAUGACCUGGGCCGAUGCAGAGCAGUACUGUGUGACCCAAGGAGCAAACCUGGUGUCCAUCCACAGUCGGGCAGAAGAGAACUUUGUCAAACUUCUGAUCAGAAACUUUGAUCACGCUGAGGGAGUCAACUGGAUCGGACUCUCUGACAUUCAUAAGGAUGGAAGAUAUUUCUGGUCUGACGGGUCCAGAUUCAACUUCAAGCUGUGGAAUGCAAAAGAACCAAACAAUUCAGGAGGACCUGAACCGUGCGUGCACACCAACGUUGGCCCAUCCAAGGGAUGGAACGAUUCUGUGUGCACAGGCAAAUACUCCUCUGUUUGUAAAGCUCGUCCGGUUUGCUGAGGAUGUCAUUCUGAAUCUGCUCAGUUGUUUUAAAUGUGUUAAUCAGAAAACAUCAAACUCAACAGGAGAAUUAAGGGUUUUCCAGAAGGUUUUGUGUAAUUGGGUUGGGUUUUUUUAAAAUGAUUUUUGACCUUUGUUUAUCAUUCUUUAUAAUUACUAAUUUUUUUGUGAAGCUUGCCCAGUUUUCUGAUAUUGCUACUCCUUACAUGUGCUUGUCAGAAAUAUCAACUGAAGCAAAUAAAGCUUUGAAGAAAUUUGACUGAAGUUUGUUUAGAUUUCCAAAAA
Gambusia affinis (western mosquitofish) is the source of this 841-nucleotide messenger RNA. RefSeq names its product ladderlectin-like. The transcript has a single exon. The coding region runs from base 71 to 556 and encodes 161 amino acids. Gene Ontology annotation, molecular function: signaling receptor activity. The record is from RefSeq and is a predicted model, not a curated record. Lineage: Eukaryota; Metazoa; Chordata; Actinopteri; Cyprinodontiformes; Poeciliidae.